Messenger RNA from Drosophila pseudoobscura, 4588 nucleotides. It is a transcript of the gene vnd, whose product is annotated as ventral nervous system defective. Gene Ontology annotation, biological process: cell differentiation; regulation of transcription by RNA polymerase II. NCBI's taxonomy places the organism in Eukaryota, Metazoa, Arthropoda, Insecta, Diptera, Drosophilidae. The record is from RefSeq and is a predicted model, not a curated record. The transcript has 4 exons. Bases 1745 to 3478 code for a protein of 577 amino acids. Gene Ontology annotation, molecular function: DNA-binding transcription factor activity, RNA polymerase II-specific; RNA polymerase II cis-regulatory region sequence-specific DNA binding. Gene Ontology annotation, cellular component: nucleus.
GAGUGAGUGAGCCCAGUAAUGGACACACUCUCGAACGGUAGCUCAAAGAUUACUUUGGGAAGUAACAAGCCUAUUUCCGAGGGUUGCAGAUGAUAUUCGAAAUAAGAGAUAGAUCAGAUAUCAAUCAGGUUCACCUGGUAACGAAAAGAUCCAGAGAAAAUGUAAAACAUGGAGGAUUUCAGAAGAUGAUACAAGAAUUCAAAGCUUUUAGUAUAGGAUUUAGGAAUGAAGGUUGGAGGAAUUACCUAGGAACCCUUUGAGGACAGAUCUGUCAGAUCAAUAUAAAUAUAUUCAAACAAGCUUUAGUGAUGUCUUUGGGUGAUGUCGACAACAUUAGGGUCACCUUUUGGGAAACCACUGCAUACCACUGUGCACUGCUCAGCAGCAGCACCACCAGUAAAUCGGUUCAAAUACAAGGAGAAAAAAAGGGGGAUACAAGAACAAAUAUAAGCAAAAACCCCGAUUUGGGCGUUGCGAGCAAGUAUCUCUCUCCGAGUGGAAUAUCUCUCUCCCGGUUCUGUGGAUGUAUGUACGUACAUAGUUAUGCCAGCGAUAUCUGCAGGGCCCGCACACACGGACACCGGACAUGGCCACAAACGCGGACGCGGAAUGCUUUAUCGCAGUCCCAUUCCCAGUCUCUGUAGCUGUCGAUGUCGAUGUUCUUGUGUACACUUAUUGAUAUUUGUUUAACUCAGUUAUUUCCCUCUCCGGCCGCUGUCCGCUCUCCUGUGUCCCUCGUUGCGCCACUCCAGCUGUCCCAGUCCCAGUGCCAGUCCCAGUGCCAGUGCCAGUCCCAGCGAUACUCCCCGUUCCCGCCCCACUCCCAGUUGCAGUCUUCGUCCGUGUGUGUAUGUGGAUCAUCGUGCAGCAAGAGCUUCUGGCCGGGGUCCCUUUCAUUGGCAGUACGAUAUCGUCAGUGGGUACCAUUCGACGUGGAACCGUUGGAUCCGCAUCGAACGCAUCGCAAUCAUCGAAUGCCGAUCGCCAGCUUCGUGUCGCGUCGCCUGUGCUAGAGCGAGAGCUUUCACUGCCAGUGCCAGUGUCAGUGUCAGAGCGGGCAGGCAAGAGCGCAUGCGCAUCUGCAUUGGUCAUAGCAACGGACAGGGGACAAGCGGACACUCUGACAGCCAAGACCGGACAGAUUGUUUUAGCUGAUUGCGAGAGGCAGCGUUUUUAUGGCUUAUUGAAAUCGGCAAACGGCAGUCAAAACGCGCGCGCUCCGCAGCCCACAACUCGGAGACCUCCACUCGACACCGUAACCGUAAACCGUAAACCGUAAACCGUACACCGUCGACCGUAAAUCCAGACUCUUUCGGAACCGAUAGAGAGAGAAAAAUGUAGCUCUCGAUCAAGUGCAAUUGAAAAAUAAUAAUAAAUCAAAGUUCGCGCCACAGCUUAAUGGUUCGACGAGUACACACAAAUUAUAAAGUGAUCGUGCAUUAAAAACCGAUCGACAACUAUAGCCACUCCACUCUAUAUCACAGCACAUCAGCAUUCCCCAACCCCAAGCCCAGCCACAUCAGCUGUCAUCGCGGAGUGCAAAUAAUUAACCGUCUGUCGCGAGCUUAAAAAUUAAUUCAAUAAAUGUGCCACUAAAAUCGCGCGCUCCGGCCACCCACCUCUGACAAUCCCCAAUUUGUAAUUAUUUCAUCGCAAUCUUUUUGUUUCUGUUUUCGUUCGGUUGAGUUCUGGUUCUGUCCCGAUUCCUUAUCCUGGCGGCAGGCAGCACGCGAGAGCCCUAAUUAUGAGCAAUUAUAAUCCGAAUUGCGGUUACUUCGAGGAUUACAGCUACAGCUACACGAACAAUGUGUACCAACAGGAUUAUUGCAUGCAGCCGGAUUACGAGUAUAACAAGCAUGUCUACGAUUUGUUUGAUGCCAAGGUGCCAUCGUCGCAGCGCUCCGGCUUCCACAUAUCGGACAUCCUCAACUUGGACGGAUCCGAUCUGAAGAAUGCCGCCGCCGCAGCUGCCGCCGCUGCCGCUGCCCAGCACAGCAGCGAACUGAGCCACGCAGCGGAAGCUAGCAAUGGCCAUGGACCAGCAACGCUCUCGCCGACGCCCACCAGUGCGGCGGCGCUGGAGGAGCAUGGUGCUGGUGCCGGACAUGGCGACCACCACACUACAGAGCACAACCCGCAGCAGCCGCACCUCCCGCCGCAGCAUCCGCAUCACCUCCAGCCGCAUCCGCAGCACCACCAGCAACAGCAUCCGCAUCCGCAUCCACCACACCACCAUCAGACGGUAGUCCCCCCCGUGCCCCUGUCGCACCACCAGGGCAGUACUGCUGCCGGCGGUGCAGGCGGAGGACCCGCCCAUGCCCACGCCGCCGCCCACCUGCUGGCCAGUCACAAUGCGGCAGCCGCCGCCGCAGUUGCUGCCGGGCAGUAUCUUCCCAAGAAUUUCGCUGGCACCUUCGGGGACGAGAUGUCCUCCUACCACCACAUGGCCCAAACCAUGCUCCAACAUUCGGGACGCAGUGCGUGGAUCAAAGAAAACGAAUUAUACGGCACCCAGCAGCCGGCCAGUCCUGAUAGCACCUCGCCGGUUACAUCGGAGGUGUCCUACACCUACAUCGGUUCCAAUUGCCAAACCUCGCCCGCCCUCUCCGGCGACUACAAGAGCUACAGUCGGUCGGCAGACAGUGAUGCCCUGUCGGUGGGCGAUGCCCUGCACACCAUCCACGGCGGCGCUCCUUCUGGAGGACCCUCUGCGGCACAUGCCCUACACAACAACAACAACAAUAGCACCAGCAACAACAACAACCACAGCCUAAAGCACGACCCCAUCAAUGGGGGUGGAGGUGGAGGAGCGAGCAGCGGGCAUGAUGACAGCCUCAACGAGGAUGGCAUCGAGGAGGACAUCGACGAUGUGGACGAUGCGGAUGGCAGCGGUGGAGGCGGCAGUGGCGGCCUCAAUAGCGACGGUCUGCCCAACAAGAAGCGGAAGCGCCGAGUACUCUUCACCAAGGCACAGACCUACGAACUGGAGCGACGAUUCCGACAGCAGCGCUACCUUAGCGCCCCGGAGCGCGAGCACCUGGCCAGCCUCAUCCGUCUGACGCCGACGCAGGUGAAGAUCUGGUUCCAGAAUCAUCGCUACAAGACGAAGCGUGCCCAGAACGAAAAGGGAUAUGAGCAUCCGGGCCUGCUCCAUGGCCACGCCACCCACCCGCACCAUCCGUCGGCCUUGCCCUCGCCAAGGCGCGUCGCCGUGCCCGUGCUAGUACGCAAUGGAAAGCCGUGCCUAGGUGACGGCUCCAAAAUGGCGCCCGACUGCGUCUCGGUAAGCUCAGCCACGGCCACGGCCAUGCAGAAUGCGGCUGCCGCCCACCACCUGGUGGCGUUGAAUGGGGCCGCCUAUCAGCAUGCGGCUGCCGCUGCCGCCGCAGGACUCCAUGCUCAUGCCCAUGCCCACGCCCAGGCCCAUGCCCACGUCCAUCCACAUGCGCACGCGCAGCGCGCCGCCUGGUGGCCCUAAUACUGCUAGAUAGGGAGACGGCGUGGUAUCGGGGGGCAUGGACACUCGAAUAGUCGACAAGGAAGCGGCAGCGGUAGCGCUGGAGUUUGAGCUGGAGCUGGAGCUGGGAAUUCGAACAAAACUUUGGUGCAAUAAUGGAACAUGACAUUUUCACAGCCGGCUCGCCAGGCCCCCAAAAAAUAUGCGAAAAAGCAACAGGGAACCGAAUGGGAAUGGGAAAGAGAAUGAAAAGGAGAAACAGCCAAAAACUAAAUAUGUGGACAAGGUAGAGCAUAGUCAAAGUAGAAGCCUCUGUCUAUCCUGUACAUAAGUCAGACAAAGGAAGAAAAUAUAAAAAACAAAACAAAAAAAACUAAGAAAUAGCUAGACGAGUUCUUAAAGCGGAUAUCAUAAGUGUAAAAUAUAAUAAGUCCCCAAAGCCCCGUAUAGCUUAAAAGCUCUAGGGCCCCCACUUAGUCAUAGAUUUUCUAAACCUCUACCGAUAACCAUUCCCAACCAAUAUUUACAUAAUUAAAUAACCAUAUAAACAUUUUUUUUUUGCACUAAAGUUGAUAAUACUUAUAAAACUAGAAGUAGAAAAUCUUUUUUUUUGUUUGCCUAAGUCUUUAGAAUAAUAAUAAAUCCAAUCCCCAAUGGAAACCCUGUAAAUAUACUAAAUGAAUAACCUAUAAACUGAGUAGGAGGUCUAAUAAAUAUAUGUAUAUCCCAGAUCGCAAUGCAAAUAAAUCAUAUGUCUGUACUAUAUAAUACCUAAAGCAUAAUUAGUGUUCAAUUUUUUUGUAGCAAGAAUUUAAAGAUAUGUAUGCAUAUGUACAUUUAUAUAUUAUAUAUAGGCACUUAGUCGUAACCGAUAUUUUUUUCAUAUGCGUGUGAGUGUAUAGCGAGUAAUGGAAAAACUCUUUGAAUUUAUAGCGAGUAAUGAGUUCAUAAAUGUUAGCAAGAACCCAGACAAAGACAGAUUGGAAAAAAACGAACACAUCUAUACGAACACGGACGGACACGGAGACCGGGACAAGUAAAAUGUAUUCGACACAGGAGCAAAGCGAAGCAACCAAAAAAGCUGCAACAUACAUUUUACAGAUAUAAUAAAACCAUUUACAACAAUUUAAA